AUUCCCCUUCCAAGCUGCAGGCUGCAGCCUCCAUGCCGCUCGCCCCGCGCCGACGCCGCCAAAACCCUCCCCAAAACCUCCGACAGACGCCGCCCACCUCCCAGGGAUGCCGCCCAGGCCGGCGAGGCGGGUGUUCCAGUACAUCUCCUCGCCCCGCAGGCCGCCGCCGUCCCCGCUGCCCGCGGCCCCCGCCGCCGGGGAGGCCACGGCCUCCGAGGCCGACGCCGACUCGGUCUACCACAUCGUGACGGCCGCGCCCACGCCGUCGGCCAUGGAGUCCGCGCUCUCCGCCUCCGCCGUCCCUCUCUCGCCGCCGCUCCUCGACCUCGUCCUCCGCCGCUUCCGCUUCGCCCACGGGGACCCGCUCCGCGCGCUCUCGCUCCUCUCGCUCGCCGCCGACCGCUGCGGCGUCGCGCCCUCCCCCUUCGCGCUCGACACGGCCCUCUACGUGCUCGGCCGCGCCCGCCGCUUCUCCCACAUGUGGGACCUCGUCCAGUCCAUCCACCGGCUCUGCCCCGACGCCAUCACCGCGCGCACCGCCAUGGUCGUCCUCGGCCGCGUCGCCAAGAUCUGCUCCGUCCGCGAGACCGUCGCCUCCUUCCGCCGCCUCUUGCGGCUCUUCCGCGGCCGCGAGGGCACCGAGUCGGCCGACCUCUUCAACGCGCUGCUCCGCACGCUCUGCCAGGAGAAGAGCAUGUCCGACGCGCGCAACGUCUACCACGCGCACAAGCACGAGUUCCAGGUGAACCGCCAUACCUUCAACAUCCUGCUCUCCGGGUGGAAGUCCUCCGAGGAUGCCGAUGCGUUCUUCGCAGAGAUGCGAGAGCACGGGAUUGAUCCUGACUUGGUCACCUACAACUCUUUGAUUGAUUGCCACUGCAAGAACCAUGGCGUGGAGAAGGCCUAUAAGCUGCUCGAUGAAAUGCGUGGGAAUGAAAUUGCUCCCGAUGUGAUCACCUAUACGAGUUUGAUUGGCGGAUUGGGACUGGUUGGCCAGCCUGACAAGGCUAGAGACCUGCUGAAGGAGAUGCGUGAGCUUGGAUGUCACCCGGAUGUGGCGGCGUACAAUGCCACAAUACGGAACUUUGUUAUAGCAAAGAGGCUUGGUGAUGCGUUUGCGUUGAUGGACGAAAUGGCCUCAAGGGGACUGAUGCCGAAUGCCACGACAUAUAACCUUUUCUUCCGGUUCUACUACUGGGCGUACGAUAUUGGUAGCACGUGGCUGUUGUAUGAGCGGAUGCGGUCUGAAAGAUGCUUCCCCAACACGCAAUCUUGCAUGUUUAUUAUCAGGUUAUGUCAUCGGCAUGGUAAGGUGGCAGAAGCACUAGAGCUGUGGGGCGAUAUGGUCGAGAACGGGUUUGGAUCAUUCACCUUGGUGUCAGAUGUUUUGUUUGACCUGUUAUGUGAUGAGGGAAAGCUGGAGGAGGCUGAGAGGUGCUUCCAUCAAAUUACUGAUUUGGGGCAGAAACCCAGCAGCAUUUCAUUUAGAAGAAUCAAGAUACUAAUGCAGCUUGCCAACCGGGAAGAAUCUAUUGCCGGGUUAACUGAGAAAAUGGCUCGGUUUGGCCGGCUGCUGCCUGAGGAUUGCCAAAGAGUUCGUCCCCCUGCUGAAACCACACCCGAUGGAGAUGAUACUGAAAUAAUAAUAGCAACUUAGCAUGUUAUUCAUACGACAGGGAGCAUCAUUUGAUGACCACAAAUUUGGUUGACCAGGAAAUUGUUGAAUUGGUUCUGAAGAGUUCAUUGUACUAUUAUUAUCCUGUGGAGGUAUGAACAAUUCGGGAUGUUAUUGAGAGACAAUCGAUGUAUAUUGUCAGAUUAUUGUCAUUAUUAAUACUUCCCCUGUUCCUAAAUAUAAGUCUUUUUUAGAGAUUC
Messenger RNA from Aegilops tauschii subsp. strangulata, 1875 nucleotides. RefSeq names its product putative pentatricopeptide repeat-containing protein At1g02420. The record is from RefSeq and is a predicted model, not a curated record. NCBI's taxonomy places the organism in Eukaryota, Viridiplantae, Streptophyta, Magnoliopsida, Poales, Poaceae. Gene Ontology annotation, molecular function: protein binding.